This is a messenger RNA of Haliotis rufescens (red abalone), 2874 nucleotides long. RefSeq names its product cytochrome P450 7A1-like. Gene Ontology annotation, biological process: bile acid biosynthetic process; cholesterol homeostasis. Gene Ontology annotation, molecular function: iron ion binding; oxidoreductase activity, acting on paired donors, with incorporation or reduction of molecular oxygen; steroid hydroxylase activity. NCBI's taxonomy places the organism in Eukaryota, Metazoa, Mollusca, Gastropoda, Lepetellida, Haliotidae. The coding region runs from base 217 to 1713 and encodes 498 amino acids. The transcript has 5 exons. The record is from RefSeq and is a predicted model, not a curated record.
GGAGUUGACACGGAAAGCCGCUUCACAUCCACUGCGACUUUCUAGCUUCUACCCAGCUGUAAAAACGUGAAUAUACCUAUCUGGAGUAUACCUACCUACCACUGAACACUCUGCCAGACAUUCACGGAUCGUCCUACGACAUUUACUUCUGCGACAACUUGUGACUGAUAACAUUGAGUUUUCCUACCACAUCUCUGUAUAAAAGUGAUAUAGGCAAUGGCUGCAUUAUCUGUGUACCUGGCCGCAUUAGCCGUGGGACUCACGGCCGCAUACUUCAAAUUUCUCUACAGGAAAAGACGAGAGGGAGAGCCGCCCUUGGUUCCCGGUAAUUUUCUAUUCGGGUCAGGCGCUGAAUUUGCACAGCACGCCGUCAAUUUUCUCCACAAAUGCAAGAAAACUUAUGGAGAUAUUUUCACUAUCCGGCUGCUAAACCAACACGUUACCAUUGUGAUGGACCCCCAUUCAUACGAAAGCUUGUCCAAAGAGCGCCGAUUUGACUUCGACCCUAUUCAGAGGCAGGUGAACCAUAAUGUAUUUAGUUUCGAACUUGUUGAUGCUCGCAAAAUGUUGAGCGAGGCUGGUAAAAAAGUCAAUGGGCGCCACCUCCAUUGCGGGAUGAAAAAUUUCUCGGACAAUUUACAGAAUGCCUUCGACAAAGUCACCAACUUGGAUGUCAAUGGUAACGUUAUGAAGACGGUGGGCGAACAGUGGGGACACGAUGGCCUUAGAAGCUUCACUUCGAAAACGAUCUUCGCAGCCCUCUUCUAUACCAUAUUUGGACACGGGGAAUCACAGGCGGAAUUCGAGCCCCAAAUGUUUCACAAAAGUUUUGACGUUUUCCACAAAUACUUCAACUAUAUGUGGCUAGGCCUACCCGCUAAAAUGUUCCCCAAGGCAACCAAAGCCCUACAGGUUCUGUGCCAGCAACCUAACUCCGAUGAUAUGUUGAUGAGGGAGGGAGUCUCGGAGUACAUCAAGUUCGCCACGGGCUUCAUGAAGGAUAACGCUCAGAGUGAACAGGACAUCAUCGGCCACAACCUCGUCUUCCUCCACGUCAACUACAACACCUUCCGACUCGCCUUCUGGUGCAUCUACAAACUACUUGAGAACAAGAAAGCCCACACAGCUCUUGCCGAAGAAAUCAGAGAGUUCGUGGAAGAAAAACGGGCUCUCACUACGGGGAGAAAAGUGGAGAUUCUCAUGGAGGAAUUCGACAAGCUGCCCCUUCUAGACAGUUUUAUUAAGGAAACCCUCCGCAUCACAAGUGGAGUCUUCAUGGUGAGAUACAUAUCCGAAGAUACGGACUUUACGUUGGAGUCUGGUGGAACUUACACCUGCCGACAGGGUGACCGUGUCGCCAUCUACCCACCCGCCAUCCACAUGGACCCUGAAAUUUACGAAGAGCCUGAGGAGUUCAAAUACGACCGUUUUGUCGAUGCCAAAUUCUACAAGAACGGCAAAGAGUUGAAGCACCCGAUCAUCGCCUUCGGAUCCCUAUGUCCAGGAAAAAAGUAUUCCCUUCUACAAACCAAGUGGUUUAUGCUGAACCUUAUCAACAGCUUUGAGAUGGAACUGUUAGACGGUGAAAGCACUCUCCCCGAUGUGAAUUUCUAUGGACAUGAAAUAUUGCCCCCAGUGCACGAUGUUCAAGUACGCUACAGACUUCUGGAAAACUCUCAUGAACUCGACUUGGUGUCCAAGAGAACGUGCUAAUACCCACAAAGCAAUGCGUUAUACAAAGACACCUGUAUUAUAUUCCUAAUUUAUUGAACACUUGUGAGUCAAAAGUAUUUUUGUGAAUGAAUUGGUUGAAUGUACUGCAUGAAUCUCAGUAUGAAGAGCGUCAUAGUGCAGGCAGUCAACGCGGAAAAAAUCUCGCGGAGAUUUUUUGACUUUUUCUACCCUUCUGUCUGCAUGAACAAAAGACUGAAACAGACAGACGGUGUUGCUCGAGUUGCAUUUAUUGUACAGUAUCUUACGGGUAAAAGUGCAAAAGUGAAAAUGGACAUGGCUGUGGUUGACCAAAGAGACAGCAUCGCCUGGGGAUGCCUCGAUUUUUCGAUAACGGACACGUGAUGAAUGUGCUGGUUGCGACCGGAGGACCAAAGUGGUAUACUAUAGCCAAUCUAGUCUGCAGUCAGACGCAGUGAUAACCACGGCUAUGUUAAAACGAUGUAAAGACUCAAGUCCCCCACCUCCUAUGACUGUACAGACUAAUUAUUUCACCAGGAAUCGGGAUGAAAGCUUGUUUCAUGAGUUUGACAAACUAUAAAUACCAAAAUAUGAAUUUGUCACGUAAAAAUAUUUAAUAGUUAAUGUAUAAAAUACGAAAUGGAAUGCAUUGCUAGGAAUCUUGGCAUUGUGUCAAGUUUGUUUAUUAAUUUUCCAAUUUGUUAUGAUGUUUCUUGUAAUGUUGAUGCAAUGCGCGACUGCCGAUUCCUGAAACGAUGAACUAAACUCGUACCUUUCUUGCGUCCAGAUAGUUUCAUUACCAUAUCUUUAAUUAUCACUUGUUUAUUUCAUUUUUACAUAAUCCGCAAAACAUUCAUUAACAUAUUUUUAUUUAUUGAAAUUGAUUAUGUUUACCUUAUAUCAAAACAUUCAAAAUGUUAUACUGAUUUUGUGAUCACAGUCGUUGUGGAAAUGUUUACAAGUGACAAAGAGAUGCUAGAACAGAUAUUACCCGUGUCAACAAUAAUGUGCAUUUUUGAAAAUGUUUUUCUAUCGAUUUUCAUGAACGUUGAACAUCCUCUGUCAUAAUACCAUAUGUAUAAUGUAACAUGUAAUUUAUUUUGUAUAUAUAUAAAUUUAUUUAUCUUUCGUCUCACUACUUCUUCAUCUGGUGCUGAACAAUAAUAAAUAAUUUAUUGAGAA